This is a messenger RNA of Cicer arietinum (chickpea), 2030 nucleotides long. Its product is annotated as 3-oxoacyl-[acyl-carrier-protein] synthase, mitochondrial. Gene Ontology annotation, cellular component: mitochondrion. The record is from RefSeq and is a predicted model, not a curated record. Gene Ontology annotation, molecular function: 3-oxoacyl-[acyl-carrier-protein] synthase activity. Lineage: Eukaryota; Viridiplantae; Streptophyta; Magnoliopsida; Fabales; Fabaceae. Gene Ontology annotation, biological process: fatty acid biosynthetic process.
UUUUUUUUAUCUGAGUCAUGUAGCUAAGCCGUAGGCUACCGGUCGGCCUAAGUUAUUGUCGCCAAAAAAUAUACAUAUUUUAGAGAAUUAGAAAAAAUACUGAGAUAUUAAAUUAAUAAUUAAUCUGAAAAACCUCUUCUCCUUGCUUCUGGUAUUGACUACAUCCGCGGUGGUUCCAUUCACGGUGGUUUGUGAUGGCAAUACGCCGAACUUCACGGAGAGUUUUCAGUUCUUUUUACCGGAGAAGCAUUUCUUCGUGUUCUUCUUCUACUGGUAGUAAAGCUCUUCCACCUCCUCCUGUUGUUUCUUCCCGACGAGUAGUUGUCACUGGUUUGGGAAUGGUGACACCUCUUGGCUGUGGAGUUGAUAAAACAUGGAAGCAACUGAUUGAUGGGAAAUGUGGGGUAAGAGCAUUAUGUUUGGAGGAUCUCAAGAUGAAUGCUUUUGAUACAUUAACACAGCUGAGUACGUUUGAUCAGUUGACUUCUAAAGUUGCUGCAAUUGUUCCCACUGGAACCAACCCGGGGGAAUUUAAUCAAGAAAUUUGGCUUAAUUCUAAGGACCAUCGAUCAAUGACAAGGUUUAUAGCAUAUGCACUAUGUGCUGCUGACGAAGCUCUUAAAGAUUCUAAUUGGUUUCCCACUAAGCAAAAACACAAGGAAAGAACGGGGGUGUCUAUUGGUGGGGGAACUGGAAGCGUUAGUGACAUCUUAGACUCUGCACGACUGAUAUGUGAGAAGCGUCUUCGUCGCCUUAGUCCAUUUUUUAUCCCACGAAUACUGAUCAACAUGGCAUCAGGUCACGUUAGCAUGAAAUAUGGGUUCCAGGGUCCAAAUCAUGCUGCAGUCACUGCUUGUGCUACUGGAACACAUUCUAUUGGUGAUGCAAUGAGAAUGAUUCAAUUUGGGGAUGCAGAUGUUAUGGUGACUGGAGGCACAGAGUCCAGCAUUGAUGCAUUAUCAAUUGCAGGGUUCUGCAGGUCUCGAGCCUUGAGUACAAAAUAUAACUCAAGCCCACUGGAAGCAUCACGACCCUUUGAUAGUGGUCGAGAUGGGUUUGUGAUAGGGGAAGGUUCUGGAGUCUUGGUCUUGGAGGAACUUGAGCAUGCUAAAAGUCGAGGAGCCAAAAUCUAUGCAGAGAUUCGCGGCUAUGGGAUGUCAGGGGAUGCAUAUCAUAUUACUCAACCCCCUAGUGACGGGAGAGGUGCCAUUCUGGCCAUGACUCGUGCUUUAAGACAGUCAGGUCUUCAUCCUUCUGAUGUUGAUUACAUAAAUGCGCAUGCUACAUCUACACCUUUGGGUGAUGCAAUAGAAGCUAAUGCUAUCAAAACCAUAUUCUCUGACCAUGCUUGCUCGUCUGCUUUAGCCUUCUCCUCAACCAAGGGGGCUAUUGGCCAUCUCCUAGGCGCUGCUGGAGCUGUUGAAGCAAUUUUUUCUGUUUUGGCAAUACAACAUGGAGUUGCUCCAUUAACUCUUAAUUUAACAAAUCCAGAUUCUGUAUUUGGUGAUGGUUUCAUGCCAUUAACUGCUUCAAAGGAGAUGCCGAUUAGAGUAGCUAUGUCAAACUCUUUCGGUUUUGGAGGAACAAAUGCCUCCCUACUUUUUGCGUACUCUGGAUCAGACUAGUAAGCUAGUUGCAUCUCAUAUCAUUGGCAUUAUUCUACUAGAGCUGAUUGCAUCAUGCAGAGGAGAGUUUGGUGGCCUAGAUCUCUCUGUAUAAUUUAUAUGCCUGAAGUAGGUGCUUUUCCAUACAUCUAACACUGCUCCAUCGCUUUUGCUCAGCACUUUUUCAAUAUGAUUAGAUUUUAAAAUCAUUUGAAACCCUCUUAGGAUUAUUCUAAUUGCACUUUGGGGCCAUCUGGCCAUGAUUUAUGAUGCAGUUCUAAAUAUCUCAGGAUGGUUGAGUCGAAGUGCUAAAAAAAUUUGUUUUGCAAUUUUGCUCUGAUUGAAAUGAAAAAAAAAAAUUUAUAAAAAAAACCAUUAUUGUUUGAUGUAUAUAAUAUUUGAAUCUCAAUUUAGAAGUUUCAGUUA